GCCGGAUGUCAGGCGUUCAUCGUUGAAAAUGAAUCAGUUUGGCCGUUUCUGGACUCAUUCACUGCGGUUCAUGAUUUUUCCGACCAAAGAUUUUCAGGAAAGAAGCUUAUCGUGUUGCUGGAUGGACUCGAUGUGCAAACCACAGAACGUCUAUGUCAACAUUAUGCCAUGAGAGAUUUGCCCGAGGUACUUUUUAUCGUAUUGCAAAGCAACAAUUCCAUUGAGUUCUACACCACCCGUGUUUUGAGCAACGGGCCAUUCAAUACAGAACUAGUGCCGAUUUCUCCUCCAAACUAUUUCCCGGACAAAUUCGAAAGUUUAGAUGGCAUACCAGUACGAUUUCAUACAGUCAUGUAUCCUCCCUAUUCCUAUUAUGAAAGAACGACUGUUGAGAAGGCAAAUGCCUGGUCCAGAUUACCAGACGGUACAGAUGUAGUCCCAAUGUUCAUAGAUGGACAAGAAUCUCUCAUACUUGUAGAAUUUUGUCGCAAACAUAAUUGUACGGUUGAAGUUCUCUAUGAUGAUGACAUGUGGGGAGAAGUGUUUGAAAAUCAAACCGGCACAGGCUCGUUAGGUGCGGUAGCCAUGCAUAAAGCCGAUAUUGCUCUCGGUGCCAUCUAUUACUGCCUGGACCCUUACAAUUUUACUACAUUUACAGUUUCUCUGAGUAGGUCUGGCCUCACCGUAGUCGUUCCGAAACCUGGCAUUCUUGCUCCAUGGAAAACUCCAUUCUUGCUCAGAUAA
Molecule: messenger RNA, 744 nt
Organism: Culex quinquefasciatus (southern house mosquito)
Lineage: Eukaryota; Metazoa; Arthropoda; Insecta; Diptera; Culicidae
Exons: 6
Coding region: 169-744 (191 amino acids)
Source: RefSeq, a predicted model, not a curated record